This is a messenger RNA of Chara braunii, 2769 nucleotides long. NCBI's taxonomy places the organism in Eukaryota, Viridiplantae, Streptophyta, Charophyceae, Charales, Characeae. The record is from the annotation of a GenBank genome assembly.
AGAGAGAGAGAGAGAGAGAGAGAGAGAGAGAGAGAGAGAGAGAGAGAGAGAGAGAGAGAGAGUUAGCGAGUUUUUUUUUUUUCAUCUACAAUCCUCCUCCUCCUCCUCCUCCUCCUCCUCCUCUUCUUCUCCACGGAGAUCAUGCCUUCCUCGUGCGGCCCCUCUGGCAGCAAGGACGAUUGUGGACGCAUGGGCGAUGAUGGAGGCAAGGGCAAAGGCGGCAGCAAGGGCAAGGGGGCCAACGACAAACCGCCAUUUGAUCCUGCACCGGAAGCAAAGCAGAUGGAGUUAGAGAAGAACAAACCAGCGUACAAAUGGGUGCUGCGCGGACAGGAGGCGGAACCUUUGGGGUAUGGCAACUAUUGGCACAAGUGCAAGCUCUGUGGCCGGUUGUGGACAACGUCAUACACACGUGUUGUCGGCCAUUUCACAGCGAAGAGAGACCCAUGUCCCGGGCGGACCGGGGAGAUCCUCCAUAUCCUAGCGAGCAAGGGGGCGAAGAUUGACUGUCCCAGCACACGUAGAAUCAUCCAACUGUACCGACUGGAGAACGACAUCGCAGACUAUUCGAAUGCACAACCUGUGGUGGACGCUGCAAAGGAAGAAACCUUGGCGGACUUCAUCGUACCCCCGCCGGCACCAGGCAGAGAGGCGAUUGGCGAGAGUGCAGAUGGGGCUUGUGGGGUGACAGAUGACAGAUCAAACAUUCCUGAGGGGGGGGCGGGCCCAUCGGCUGAGGGAUCUGCGACAACACGACCGUCCGACAAGUUGCAACAGGCUUCCAUCCGACGGUGGACAGAAAACAACUCGCAGCAGCGCUUGGAUAUCGCGUGGGGGUUUCAUUUGUACGAGCACGGGGCUCCCUUCAACUACGUGACGGGGGAGAAGAUGCAGGAGCUCCAUGAGUUGUACUUGGAGCUGGGGGAGAAGAACCAAAGGGUGAAGAUGCCGAACAGAAUGCAGAUGGCCACAGUUGUCCUCGACAUUGCAUACGAACGGACAAGAGAGUCGAUGAGGCCGCUGAUGGAGGGAUGGGACGUCACAGGCUGCACACUGAUCACAGACGGGUGCACGGAUCGCAAGUCCCGACCCGUCAUGAACUUCAUUGCAGCCAGCGAGAGCGGAGCUGUUUUGCUGAAGGUGGUCGAUAUGUCGAAGAGAAAGAAAACUGCAAUCGCGUUGGCAAAGUUAUGGGAGGGGGUGAUCCAUGAGAUUGGUGUGCAAAGAGUGGAUGCUUUGUGCACAGAUAACGCCGAGGUGAACAAGCAUGCGGCCAGGCUGUUGAGGAGGCAAACAGAUCUCAACAUCUCACGGAUUCCGUGGGUGCCUUGCGCGGCUCAUUGCCUCAACUUGCUUCUCAAGGGAAUCAGCGGCGAGCCAUGGGUCCACGAGUUGUACAAGAGGGGCAAGACCAUUGUCAAGUGCAUCAAGAACCACCACAAGACUGCGCAGAUGUUCCUUGACAGCUCGGAGAUGGAACGGACCAGGACACUCAUCAUGCCUACGGACGUGCGGUUUGCCUCCAUGUAUCUCAUGUUAGAGAGGCUGUUCGACCGGAAGAAGGUGCUGAAGAACAUGAUGAAGGAAGGGUGGCUGGACAUCAAGUGGUCUUCGAGGAAGAAGCGCAACAUUGUUGAUGUUGUGUACAUGACAAUUCGCUCUGACGAUUGGUGGAGGGAGGUGGAGGCGGCCGUGGAUCUCAUGUAUCCGAGGUACGAUCUGUUGUGGAAGAUGGACAAGAGCGGGACCGCCCCGUACCAGUUGUGGGGCUUCGAGGAUGCGUUGAUAAAGCGGAUGGCCACCAUUCCCAACAUCACACCGGCGCGGCAGGAAUCCAUCGCGAAGAAAGUAAGGAAGCGCUGCAAAAUGAUGCGCCAGCCGGUGCAUGCAGCAAACUUCCUCUUCAACCCCGCGAAGCGCGACCCUCGAUGGAUGCAAGACCCCAGGUGCCCUCUUGUGCAAAACACCAUGAAGUUUUUGCUGUCUCAAUGCGAGGAGGGGGCGGUAUGGGGGUGCAAGGACCAGCUCCUGCUGUGGGAAGAUUUGAAAGUGUUCCACAAAGAGCCGCAGGGGAAUUCGAGCCUGCCACCCGCUAAGCAGGACAGUUUCUGGACAGACUUCGCGAAGUUCGACAGCAGYCUUAAGAAGCACACCUCUUCAGAUUGGUGGGUGUGCCACGGGAAAAGUCACCUGAAACUGCAGCGCAUUGCAGUUCGUGUGACAGCGAUGUGGAGCACGGCCACACCGUGCGAGCGCAGCUGGUCCACUUUGAACCUCGUGCAUGAGAAGAGGAGAAACCAGCUUUCCAGCGACACUAUAAACAAGCUUGUUUAUGUGCACUGGAACUUGCAGUUGUUGAAGGUGAAGAAGAAGAAGGCAGGGGGCUUCAUCGACAUGUGGGCUGAUUUCUUUGGUGUGGACGGUCCUCGGCCUGCUGCAGAUCCUGACAUUCUUCCCGAUGACGCGCUCCCGUCAGCGGAAGAGGUGGCUCGGCGGGAUCGCCUGAGGAAGGCGCCGUACGGGACAAUUCCGAAGGUGGGGAGGGUGGACCAGUCCAGCGGGACCGACAACAGUGAUGAUGGGGGGGAUCUGGUAUGGCGGGGGAAGGGGAACAAAAGACAGGGGAUGGAAUGUUUGGAUGCUCCACCGGAGGGGAAGGGUGCAAGUCGAUUACGAAUAUUAUGGAGAAGAGGAAGAAGAGGAGGAUGAAUACGACGACAUGGAGUUUGGACUUCGAGGGAGCGUGGACUCUGACGAAGAGCACAACGA